This is a messenger RNA of Pectinophora gossypiella (pink bollworm), 1025 nucleotides long. RefSeq names its product 39S ribosomal protein L4, mitochondrial (gene mRpL4). The record is from RefSeq and is a predicted model, not a curated record. The transcript is spliced from 2 exons. Gene Ontology annotation, cellular component: ribosome. Gene Ontology annotation, biological process: translation. Lineage: Eukaryota; Metazoa; Arthropoda; Insecta; Lepidoptera; Gelechiidae. Gene Ontology annotation, molecular function: structural constituent of ribosome. The coding region runs from base 95 to 955 and encodes 286 amino acids.
CUUACAUUUUUGACAACUGAUCCGACUUAUGGGUUCUAAUAUUGUUAUUAUUCCAUCUAAUAUCAUGCAAUUUUAAAAUAAACUAGAAGAUAAAAUGAGUUCAUUCUUAGUUAAUGCCAUCAAACGGCUUCAUAUAUCAGUAUCCCCUCAAAUAAGGGCACUUACAACGAUAAACACAAACGGUGUAACCGCUCCAGAUAAUGGUGGUUUAUCUGUAACCAAAAAGGAUUGGAAGUUUCCCCCUAAUUACACAAAACCUCGAGAAGUAUGGAUUGAGAAUUUAGAUUCCAUUGAAGAGAAAAAGCUUGGUUUGUUUGAACUUCACCCUACAGUAUAUGCUUCGCCGCCCAGGAUAGACAUCAUACAUCGCAACGUUACAUGGCAGAGGAAAUACCGAUGGGUCUCCUGGUCUCAAACAAAGACUAGAGCUGAGGUGAGGGGUGGUGGUAGGAAGCCUUGGCCUCAGAAAGGUUUGGGCAGAGCUCGGCAUGGAUCUAUCAGAUCGCCUUUAUGGCGCGGCGGCGGCAUAGCUCACGGUCCGCGAUCUGGCAAAACUCACUUCUUCAUGCUACCUUUCCAUCUAAGAAUACUAGGGCUCACUACAACCCUGUCUGCCAAAUUGGCCCAAGAUGACCUGCAUGUGAUUAAGGAUCUUGAGAUCCCAUCAGAUGAACCCGAAUACUUAGCCGAACUGAUUGAGAAGAGGAACUGGGGUCCAUCUGUCCUUAUUGUUGAUGACACCGAUUUUGCCCCUCGGAACAUAACAGCUGCAAGUGAUGGGCUUCCUCAUGUCAAUAUCAUGCCAGUGUACGGACUCAAUGUCUACUCAAUGCUAAAACAUGAUACCCUCAUCCUAACUAUGUCAGCUGCAGAGAAGAUUGAAGAGCGCAUCCUGACCCACCUCAAUUCCAUCACCAAAGACCAACAGGCUGCAUUCAAAUUAAAUCAAGUUUAAAAAUAGUUUAAACUGCUCAUAGAACAAAGUGUUAGUUAUUUAAAGAAAAUGCAAUAAACAAUUAAAAAUA